CUACUUUCAAUAUUUACAAAAUGGCGAUUUGAAAACGUUAAAAUUUCACAACAAACGCAUAUACAACACUUAAUUUAUAAAGAAAUAAAAGCCUUAUUACGUUUUUUUCGGCAUGGAUCGCUUGCCUGCCCUUGGUUCUUUACGAUCCAUAGCAAAUGCAUACGACGAGGACGAUAUUUCAGACGAAGAAGAGUUUGCAAAAUCCGCUAAAAAACGAAAACUUUCAACGGAAGAGGGCCUAGAGGGGGAGAAAAGCGAGCCAAAAGGAGAAGAUUCUGACUAUGACAUCGUUGUGAGCGAUGAAGAAGGGAAUUCCUCUGGUGCUGGCUCCGCUAAGAAUGCUGUUGUGAUUAAUCAGCCGAGGGUUACUCCAGGUAUUAACUAUGUUAGUAAGUUAGUUUAAUAUAGAAUCAUAGAAAUGCAGCUGCAAGUCUAUCUACAUAUUAAUAUGCAAUAAUUAAAUGAACAUUUUUAACCCAUUGAGUGACAGCACUCUCCUCUUGACGAGCCAGACUGCAGAGUAUUUUUUAGGCAGAAAAUUCCAGAGCACCUGGGGUGUAGCACUUUAUUACUUUAUAACAAUUUUUGCAAUUUAAUCUGCCCUCAAAUCUCUCAUUUUCAUUGUUUUUAACAUGUAUCUCGCUACUUUUGUGCCCUUGACGGCAUCUUGAUGUGCACUUACGAACUGUUUUGCGCACCUCAGGGCGCGAAAUAACGGCCGGUCAACGGACAAUGUCCGGCCAGAAUGCGGAGUUGUCGGGUCAAAUUCUUACCUUGCCGGUCAUUUUGACCGGUCACUUUCGGUAAAAGAACAAACUAAUCUUCAUUUUAUAAUAAUGAUCAAAAUAAAGUGGUCAAGUACAGUAUUAUAAUUAAGAACCAUAACAUGCAUGUUGUCGAAUAUUUUGCAGGAAAACAACUUCAAUGUACACCAGUUUUCGCACACAGUACGUCACAAAGCCCAUCAUGGGCCAUGACCAUGCCUUUGGCUUAAGAGCUAAGACCAUGCUUUUAGCCCAGUACAAGCCGUUUUAUGUGAAGGAAUUUUUAAUUACUGAUUACAGUAAGGCUUUUUGUACUGCUAUACUGGGAAAAUGGUCACAUUUUUAGGGGUAUACUUUACUAGGCUUUGCAUUAAGCUGAAUAAUUUGACCGGCCAGAAAUUUAGUAUGUCCGAUCUAAAAUUGAGUUGGCUGGUAACCUUGACCGCCGACCCUCCAGCCGUUAUUUCGCGCCCUGCACCUGCAUUUCGAUUUUCUAACUUUUGCGCACCCGAGAUCUCGUUGAAAAGUGCCCAACUCUGCAGUCUAGUCAUAAGGUAUGUAUGCCGUGAUGUAUUUAAACAUCUAUUUGAUGUUUUGCAUGGCACUAUGACAUAUUGUAAGUGAUUUAUUUCUGGUUGUUUUUCCAGUGUCCCGUUUAGUGUCGUAUGGUGGAGACGAAGAUGAAGAUGAUAAUGCCCAUAAAGCCAAAGUGAGUGUGCUUGAAAUAAAUAAGGGGGGGGGGGUACACCCCAUGCAUCCUAGCAUAUAAAUUCUUGAUUAUAUUGCAUUUGCUUUAGGAAAGUGAAAUACCACAAGCUGAGAACGAACCCAGCACAUCGGCAGCAUUAACAAUACAAGGUUGGCGACAUGUAAUUGAUGAUUUUGUGUAUUUACUGCACAUGUUUUUUUUUAUCUUUCUUGUAAUCUUACCUGCUUCUCUAAUUUGCUGUUUCUAGGAAGUGAAGAAGCAACUCAGAUAGACAUGGUAUGUGAAUUACUGUAAUCCAUUGAGUACCAGCACUCUCCAAUGGACCAUUUGCAUUAUAGACUAAACUUUGAUCUAGACAAAAAUUUCAUCACAGCUUGAAAGAGCAUCCCAAAAUUAGUAAUAUUCCAAAGUUUCGUUGCGAAAUGUUGUAAAAUGCGGAUAAUAUAGCCUUGCGAAAUAUGCAAUUUUCAGUCAAUGUGUAUUACAAACAGGAAAUUGUUGCCCCAACACCCGAUUGGGCUGUCAACUUCCCGUGCGUAAUACAAAAUGACUGAAAAACGGCAAAUUUCGCAAGGCUAUAUUAUCCGCAUUUUACAACAUUUCGCAAUGAAACUUUGGAAUAUUACUAAUUUUGUGAUGCUCUUUCAAGCUGUGAUGAAAUUUUUGUCUUGAUCAAAAUUUAGUCUAUAAUGCAAAUGGUCCAUUGAUGAGUAAAAUUGUCUGACAAGUAAAAUCAUUUAGCAUUAGGCAGAGUAAGAUAGAUAGACACAAUCUGUGUAUUAAUUAACCCAGUGAGUUGUCAAGGGGAAAGUGCUGGUGCUCAACAGUGCUUAGUCAUCUGCUCAUAUGUCUAGUUAACUCAUUGAAUAUUGUUACAUUGAUAUUGAAGGAACUAGAUUCUGUUCCGAAAUAUCACAUACUCGAACCGAACCGACCCGACCACGUAGCUCAGUUGGCAGAGCAUUGGGCUAGUAUUCCAAAGGUUGUAGGACUUUAAUAUUUUACUCUGUCUAACGCCAGAUGAUUUUACACAUUAAGGGGCAAGCACUGGUGCUCAAUGAGUUAACCCAUUGAGUGUGACCACUUGAUGAAUACAAUCUUUUGGCAUCAGAAAGAGUAAUAUUUAACAAAUAUAAAACAUUUUCCGUGUUGAUAUACAGUUAUAUCAACACAAGUGGAAAUUGGGAAAGCGAGAAAUUGUGUGUCAGAACGAGUUUUCCCAAUUUGAACAAUUUCCACGAGUGUUGAUAUAACUAUAUAUUCAAUAUGGAAAAAAAUGUUUUAUAUUUGUUUUACAAUAUAGCACAAAGAAAUAUAAAGAAAGAAAUUUUCCGACGUUUCUGUGUUGACAUCGAGUUAUAUCAACACAGCUCUCAGCGUUCAGAAUUUACAAAUGCCUAUAAAAUAGUGCACGUCAUGGUGCAAUGCAGCUUAACCGAUUGAGUGGCAACACUCUCCCCCUGACGAGUAAAAUCGUCUGGCAUUAGAUGGAGUAAAAUUGUCAUUUAAAGGGUUAAAGUGCCUAUAUCAUGGUUUUGGAGUUUGCAUAUCUCGAAAGUUUAGGGUAUUUUAAGACACUUUGCAAUAUAUUUUGUUAUUGAAAAAUUUCAUCUUGAUGGAUUUAUUAGCUCUUAAAGUUACCGGACAUGACGUCAAAGGAGAAUUUUGUUGCAAUGAUACAAAGGAAAACUGAUUUGCAAUUCUCCUUUUGACGUCAUGUCCGGUAACUUUAAGAGCUAAUAAAUCCAUCAAGAUGAAAUUUUUCAAUAACAAAAUAUAUUGCAAAGUAUCUUAAAAUACCCUAAACUUUCGAUAUAUGAAACUCCAAAACCAUGAUAUAGGCACUAUAAUAUGUUAAUUUUCUUGUCAUUAUUCAUAAAGGGAGAGCCAUCAACAAGUUCUGCAAGUCAGCCUACCUCUACAACACAGGAACUACAAAAUACAGAACAGCAGAAUCAAGACAAGAAAGGUAUAAUAAAGCAAAUGAUAAAACAUUGUGUGUGAUUUUCAUUUUAGUAUAAGAACAAAAUGUAAAUAGAUUUGCAUUGAAAAAAAAGGUGGCUGAAAAUCUGGGAGCUGCCUGCAACAGGCUGCCAAAAGGGUGGGCAAUACUUUUGAGGUGUUUGAAAAUUUGAGGCUGUUUUAAUUUGUUUCCAAGGUGCAUUGUCUAAAGAGUUAGUGGAUCAUCUUGCGGCUGUCAAAUCAAUUCAAGUCACAUUACCUGAUGAGCCUGAAGGACGAUGCUCUAACUCACUACAGG
Paramuricea clavata is the source of this 3733-nucleotide messenger RNA. NCBI's taxonomy places the organism in Eukaryota, Metazoa, Cnidaria, Anthozoa, Malacalcyonacea, Plexauridae. The record is from the annotation of a GenBank genome assembly.